AUGAAGCUGACUACUGCCUUUGUCGUUGCGCUUAGCGCCUCGUGCGCCUUUGUGGAUGCUCGUACCUUUACCACCAAGCUCGAGAAGCACCCGUUGGCCACCGAGCGCACGCUCGCCUCGAUGGCGUCGCAGAUUGACAUGCUUAAGUACAAGUACGAGGGCGUCAAGUCGCAGCGUCCCUUCUCCUUCGGCAAGAUGAAGGAGGACCUGAGUGCUGCUGUCCUCCCCGAGGGCCGUUUCUCGCCGGAGUGGAAGGCGCGCGCCAACGCUGGCCACAAUGUGCCGCUCUCCGACUUUUUGAACGCGCAGUACUUUGCAGACAUUACGCUCGGUACGCCCCCCCAGAAGUUCAAGGUUAUCCUCGACACGGGCUCGUCGAACCUCUGGGUUCCUUCCGAGUCGUGUGUGUCCAUCUCGUGCUUCCUGCACGCCAAGUACGACAACAGCGAGUCGACGACCUACCACAAGAACGGCUCUCAUUUUGAGAUCCAGUACGGUUCCGGCUCGAUGGAGGGCUUUGUCUCGAACGACGACUUCACGAUCGGCGACCUGAAGCUCAAGGGCAUCGACUUUGCCGAGGCCACGUCGGAACCCGGCCUGGCGUUUGUCAUGGGCAAGUUCGAUGGUAUCCUUGGCCUUGCGUACAACACGAUCUCGGUGAACAAGAUCACGCCUCCCUUUUAUGAGAUGAUCAACCAGGGCGUGCUGGACGAGAAGGUGUUCUCCUUCUACCUCGGCAGCUCAGAGGAGGACGGUGGCGAGGCGACUUUUGGUGGCAUUGACGAGAGCAAGUUUACCGGCAAGGUGACCUACGCGCCUGUGCGCCGCAAGGGUUACUGGGAGGUGUCGCUCGACAAGAUCGGCUUCGGUAGCGAGGAGCUCGAGCUGGAGAACACCGGCGCGGCGAUCGACACCGGCACGUCGCUGAUUGCAAUGCCAACCGACAUUGCCGAGAUUCUCAACAAGGAGAUUGGCGCCACGCAGAACUGGAUGGGCCAGCACAUUGUCGACUGUGACACCGUGCCGAACUUGCCGAAGCUCACCUUCUACCUGAACGGCAAGCCGUACACGCUCGAGGGCAAGGACUACGUUCUCCAGGUCCAGGGCACCUGUCUCUCGUCCUUCAUGGGCAUGGACUUGCCUCCCCCGAUCGGCCCCAUGUGGAUUGUCGGUGACGUAUUCCUGCGCAAGUUCUACACCGUCUACGAUCUCGGCCGCGACGCGGUCGGUUUUGCGAAAGCGAAGCACGCGUAA
This is a messenger RNA of Malassezia japonica, 1254 nucleotides long. RefSeq names its product saccharopepsin (gene APR1). NCBI's taxonomy places the organism in Eukaryota, Fungi, Basidiomycota, Malasseziomycetes, Malasseziales, Malasseziaceae. Gene Ontology annotation, cellular component: fungal-type vacuole. Gene Ontology annotation, molecular function: aspartic-type endopeptidase activity. The transcript is spliced from 2 exons. The record is from RefSeq and is a predicted model, not a curated record. Gene Ontology annotation, biological process: proteolysis. The coding region runs from base 1 to 1254 and encodes 417 amino acids.